Aspergillus steynii IBT 23096 is the source of this 977-nucleotide messenger RNA. RefSeq lists its product as uncharacterized. Bases 275 to 619 code for a protein of 114 amino acids. The transcript is spliced from 4 exons. The record is from RefSeq and is a predicted model, not a curated record. Lineage: Eukaryota; Fungi; Ascomycota; Eurotiomycetes; Eurotiales; Aspergillaceae.
UGUUUUAUGGGAUUUGCUCGUCCUCAAGGGUCGGCCGUCUCCAGCUAAUUAGUGGACCAGCAUACGGGCUUCCAAGGCCAUCCCCGAUCUUCAUAACGGCAUAUCCACAUAAAACAACAACCUUAUUGUGGUAUUUCUAGUCUCUCGUAGAUGAGCGUUUACAGCUAGGGCUAUCGUUGUGGCACUCCUCUUCCUAUCACGUCUCAACACAUCUAUAUAGACAUUACACCUGUUAGGCCAGUCAAUCAACCAAAGCCUUUGCUCGUCAAUGAAAAUGUCCCAGGUUCAGCAAUAUUGGCUGCCAGGAUACGGUCUCUCUCGACACAUCGUCCUUGGGCACAUUCAAUAUUUCCUAGGCCCAUCCGCCUCGGUCAGACCUUAUACAUACCAGGGACGCGAAGGCUAUCUCAUUGUGGGCGUACCUCUUACUCGGGAACAAAUCGAUGACCUCGCAGUGAUGUCCCGAGAAUACGAACGACAGGAGUCUCUUCGCAUGACCGGUGACUCCAUCAUUGAUCGCUCCGCCAGGCAGUCGGAGCCAUAUAUCAAUGAGAUCGUGCCGGUUCGAAAUCCCGGCCGACGAUGCGCAAUUGAGCCGGAACCUCGCCGAGGGCGAUGAUACCGACCACUUGCCUCUGUCAAUUGGCUGUUUUGUUCCUUUUGAUCUUUCAUUUCUUUUCCAUCGACGAUAUCCCUAUGUUACGUUGAGCGUUUGUGUACAUGCGAUUCCCCCUCGAGGAAGCUGACAGGGACUGGCUCUCGCAUUGGUUGUUUUCGUUUCUCAGUUGAUCCGUCCCAAUACUUCUUGAUUCGUUCUUAAAUUGGCCUGUUUCAACAGCAGGAAUUCCCGAAUAGGGAGGGAAAUCCACAAAAAAGAAAGAGUAGAAUCUAAUCCAUCUCUCUUUUGUGGUCCAUGUUUCUGUCAUAUCGCAACAUAUUACCAUCGGUAUUGUUUUUAGAAACAAAGAAAAGAAAGC